This is a messenger RNA of Nothobranchius furzeri (turquoise killifish), 3058 nucleotides long. RefSeq names its product MOB-like protein phocein. Gene Ontology annotation, molecular function: protein-folding chaperone binding; ATP binding; protein folding chaperone. Gene Ontology annotation, cellular component: mitochondrial matrix; cytoplasm. The record is from RefSeq and is a predicted model, not a curated record. NCBI's taxonomy places the organism in Eukaryota, Metazoa, Chordata, Actinopteri, Cyprinodontiformes, Nothobranchiidae.
UGUUAAUGUUUGAAUUUAGUCAUCAUUGCAAGGAAGAAAUCAACUUUUGUGUUUUACUAAUUGUAAAUAAUUAAACGUUUUGUUACAAUAAAGUCGAGCUUUCAAGUGGUCAUAAAAGUUCAUUCUGUAGGAUUCUUUUUGCUUUUAUCCAGAUUUUAUUUAAAUAUCCAUUAGAGGGCUUUAAUGAAGGACAUUUCAUUUAGUAUUGUGAAUUAAAACAAAAUACAAUAAAAGUUUUAUUUAGAAAUAUGUGCCUUACCCCUGAGACAUCCCAACUCUAGCACACAUUAGCUAUAAACACUGCUUCAUCACUAAGUAUUCUCCAUGUCAGACCUAUGAAAAUGGCUUUGUUCAUUUUUUCUACAUUAUGCCAAUAAUUUUGCUAGAUAUGUGUGUUUAUUAGCUAAAUAUAUUUUUAUGCCUCUUGAAUCAGCACACAAGUUAAUGUAAGAAUUGCAUUAUUUUAAUCACUUGUUUUACGGUCUGUCUCCUGCAAUAACCUGGAACAGUAGUUUAUCAUCUUUGUAACAGCUUUUAAGGUGCAUUAUGUAGAAAUGAAGUAAAAAUUACUGUGGUAAAAUUGGGUUACUGCAACCACUAUAAACAACUACGGGGCUUUUUGCCAGCCAUCAUCAAAUUACAAUUGUCAGCGCUGCAGUAUAAGCUUGCAGGAGACACAGAAACCUCACGCUUAAGUCCAUUCUGCCUUUCUUUUGAAAGAACGAAAACUGACAAUCUCUGCAGCCAGAUGGAUAUAAAAUAUGUUUCAGUAUAACCUUCUUUCCAAAAUGACUGAAGCUUUGCACUCUUGGGAUUUUCUCACUGUAAAAUCUCACCAUAUUCAUACCUGCUGCACCUUUAAAUCCCUUAAUAGUCUUUGAUCUUUAAUUUUGGUUUGUCUCCAUCAUGCUAGUAAGUUUCGAAGUAAUAUCACUCCCGUUUACAGAGCUUUUCCUGGUGUCUUGAACGCCUCUGAAAACCAGUGAGUUAUUUCCGGUUCUUCUGUACAACUACGCCGCUGACGAACAUCCGGGUAUUCUGUCGAGAUGGUCAUGGCGGAGGGCACUGCAGUUCUCAGGAGGAAUAGGCCUGGAACCAAGGCCAAGGACUUCUAUAACUGGCCGGAUGAAUCCUUUGAAGAAAUGGACAGCACCCUGGCGGUUCAACAGUACAUUCAGCAGAACAUUCGGUCAGACUGCUCCAACAUCGACAAAAUCCUGGAGCCUCCAGAAGGUCAGGAUGAGGGGGUGUGGAAGUACGAACACCUCAGGCAGUUCUGUUUGGAGCUUAAUGGACUCGCUGUAAAACUGCAGGGCGAGUGUCAUCCUGACACCUGCACUCAGAUGACGGCUACAGAGCAGUGGAUCUUCUUAUGUGCUGCCCACAAGACGCCCAAAGAGUGCCCUGCCAUCGAUUACACCAGGCACACGCUGGACGGAGCUGCCUGCCUUCUCAAUAGCAACAAAUACUUUCCCAGCAGGGUGAGCAUCAAGGAGUCAUCAGUGGCCAAGCUGGGCUCCGUCUGUCGUCGCAUCUAUAGGAUAUUCUCUCAUGCCUACUUCCACCAUCGUCAGAUAUUUGACAAAUAUGAGAAUGAGACAUUCCUGUGUCACCGGUUCACACGUUUCGUGAUGAAGUACAACCUGAUGUCCAAGGACAACCUGAUUGUGCCCAUCCUGGAGGAGGAAGUGCAGAACACCUCAUCAGCUGGGGAGAGCGAGGCCUAACACACAGCUGCUGCUGCCACACAUGUAAACAGUGUCUACACAGUACAGAGGAGACCAGCUCAUUCUGCACAAAUAUAUACAUACACACACACACACACACACACUACAGUGUACUAAGGCUUCUGUCUCGAGACACUGUCCACGUCCCCCGUCCGACGCUCCUGUCUGUCUUAAAGGAGCGGAGCUCAGCCAAGCCCACACUCUGAUAUUCUAACGGUCCGAUUCCUGACCCGCCGUGUCCACAGGAACCAGCUGACUCAUGCUUCUGUCCUACUGGAGACGUGUGGAAGCAUGUUUAGCUCUCUAGCUUCGCUUAGGCCUCACUGAGGUUUUAGCAUCAGAUUUGAGAUUCAGACACAUUUUAACUGAACAACAACUUUGGGUCUGCCGGUGAGCAGAGAGGCUGGUGUGUGAACAGGGACGUUUUCCUGUUAUGAUCCAGUGGAAUGGAUGUGAGGACGGCUUUAGCACCACGGUUCCCGCCUGAGGUUUGAUUCACCCUUUAAUGAGGCCAUCAUUUUAUUUAUUGGUGCAGCUGAACUAGUUCUGCAUUUCCCCCAGAUCAGCCUGCUCUCCUGGGUUCCCAGGAACUCUCAGUACUUAUGUGACGCCCAUGAGCACUAGUCCUAGUCAUCAGACGGCCUUCAGUUGUUGCUUUUAGAGCUACAGAUAAAGGACGUUAGACAUAACUCCUUAGAUCUUCUCCCAUGACUGCUACCAUGAGCAGCCAGUCAGCUGACCGUCAGUGGUAUUGGUGCAUUGGUUGGGUGAGACACAGGGCAAAGGUGAGCCCCUACAUCAGCGUCAUGCUGCUUCCUGUGGACACGUUUGUUUUUUAAAGCAGCUGGAUUUGUGUCUCUAAUCAAGAUGAUGUGCGUUAAUGAGCCCCCCUGUACAUAACCUGAUAAUCUCAUGAUUUCCUGUUCGCUUCUCUCUCGUGUUGCUGACCCACCUGGUCUGAGGGGUGUCCUUCAUCAAUCUAUUAACCUGCUGUCAUGUCUUCACUUUUAGCUGUGUGUGUGAGUGAACUAGCAGUGGGAUGUUCUUUAGUAGGGCCUCUCAGCAGACUCUGACCCGGCCUCCACUGUAAUACUGUACACAUGUGGCCGACGCGUCAGAGCCGCAGCAGCACCCAGAUGAAGGAGAGUAAUGUCCACCAACCGUGUCGGCACAGCCCACUUUCUGCCUUCUUUAACCCUCUUCCUCAUUAAGUUAUUAUGUGGGAGGAGCCUCAUCAGUCCAGCCCACUGUUUGUUUUUUAAAUGGACUAAAAAUUUUGUUACUGUUGACAUUUUCAUGAUGUCUGUUAAUAAAAAAGACCUAUUAUUGAA